UCCUCGAUUGUAAACUCCUUUCACAUUGUGUACUACUCCACAUUUACAAAAUAAAAAUUGUAAACAAACAAUAAGCAGAGAACAUGGAAGUUCUUAAUCCUCGUUUUACUGGUUUGACGAACUUCCAUGUCAUGGAAUGGCUAAGGAGUAUUAAUCAUACAAAAAAGAAGUGUGGACUAAGGAACUUGGCCACCAUCACUAAUGAAACCCAACAGUUUUUGGAGGAAUCUCCAUGCAAAUAUCAGAGCCGUGAAAGCAUUAGAGGGUUUUUAAAUGAUAUGGAACCUUACACAUUGAGUAUGAAGGAGUUGUUCAAGAUGAUCAACGACCCACCUUCUAGUGCUUUGCACAUACAGUUGUUAUUUAAAGAAAGUGAGGAACGUUUAAGCGAGGACCAAGUUAAUGAAAUUAUACGAAUAUCAAAGAGACACUUUCCAGGUCCUCCGCCUGAGUCAAAUUAAUAAUAAAGAAUAUUAGACUUGCUGUUUUUCUACGUACAUAUA
Stomoxys calcitrans (stable fly) is the source of this 503-nucleotide messenger RNA. RefSeq lists its product as uncharacterized. The coding region runs from base 84 to 461 and encodes 125 amino acids. The record is from RefSeq and is a predicted model, not a curated record. The transcript has 2 exons. Gene Ontology annotation, molecular function: nucleotide binding. Gene Ontology annotation, biological process: transcription initiation at RNA polymerase III promoter. NCBI's taxonomy places the organism in Eukaryota, Metazoa, Arthropoda, Insecta, Diptera, Muscidae. Gene Ontology annotation, cellular component: RNA polymerase III complex.